Messenger RNA from Glycine soja, 580 nucleotides. Its product is annotated as probable glycosyltransferase At5g20260. Gene Ontology annotation, molecular function: glycosyltransferase activity. Bases 62 to 469 code for a protein of 135 amino acids. Lineage: Eukaryota; Viridiplantae; Streptophyta; Magnoliopsida; Fabales; Fabaceae. The record is from RefSeq and is a predicted model, not a curated record. The transcript is spliced from 2 exons.
UGUUAUAUAAUCGUGGUGGUAGCUGCCAAGCAUAGUUUCCGAUGUGAAUUGUAAUGCACAUAUGAAUAUGCAGGGGUUGACUAACGAGCGUAUGAUUGAUGAAGUAGAGAAGUAUGUGGAGCACCUAAAGUUGAAGUACCCUUAUUGGAACAGAACCUUGGGUGCUGAUCACUUUUUUGUUACUUGUCACGAUAUCGGUGUCAAGGCUACUAAAGGAGUUCCACAUCUGACGAAAAAUUCAAUUCGAGUGGCUUGUUCAUCAAGUUAUGACGACGAUGAUUAUGUUCCACAUAAGGAUGUUACCCUCCCACAAGUUCAACUGCCAUUUUUUCACCCUCCAGGAGAAAAUGACAUCAAGAAUAGGAACACAUUUGCUUUCUGGGCUGGUCGUUCUGAUUCAAGAUUGAAAGAUGAUCUAAUGGCUAUGUGGGACAAUGAUACUGAACUUGACAUACAGAACAAGAGUUGACCUUCGAGCGACUGGUCCAGUGGUAUACAUGGAAAAGCUUUAUAAAUCCAAGUUUUGUUUGUGCCCUCAUGGGCCUGUCGGCAACAGUCUUAUCGCAGACUCAAUCCACAU